This is a messenger RNA of Danio aesculapii, 3341 nucleotides long. RefSeq names its product RAB, member RAS oncogene family-like 6b (gene rabl6b). The transcript has 16 exons. The record is from RefSeq and is a predicted model, not a curated record. NCBI's taxonomy places the organism in Eukaryota, Metazoa, Chordata, Actinopteri, Cypriniformes, Danionidae. Gene Ontology annotation, molecular function: GTP binding. Gene Ontology annotation, cellular component: nucleus; cytosol. Bases 9 to 2351 code for a protein of 780 amino acids.
UAGUCAAGAUGUUCUCUGCUUUAAAGAAGCUUGUUGGCUCUGAGCCGGUUGGUCCGGUAAAGGACAAGAACAUCCCUGCUGGCCUACAGUCUAUGAACCAGAGUCUGCAGAGAAGAUUCGCUAAAGGGGUUCAGUACAACAUGAAGAUUGUUAUCCGAGGAGAUCGAAACACUGGGAAAAGCACCCUUUGGCAUCGACUGCAGGGUAAAAAGUUCCAGGAGGAGUAUAUUCCCACUCAGGAGAUCCAGGUCACUAGCAUCCACUGGAAUUACAAAACUACUGAUGAUGUGGUGAAGGUGGAGGUUUGGGAUGUGGUGGAUAAAGGCCAAAAAAUCCCCCUUCCAGAAGGUGUAGGUAAGGGAAAAAAGAGAAGUGAAACCUUGAAGUUGGAAAAUGAACCUCAAGAGCAGGCGGAGGGUGAACUGGCCUUGGACGCAGAGUUUUUGGAUGUAUAUAAAAACUGCAAUGGUGUGAUUAUGAUGUUCGACAUCACCAAGCAGUGGACCUAUAAUUACAUUCUUCGGGAGCUGCCUAAGGUGCCAACUCAUGUGCCAGUGUGUGUGCUCGGAAAUUACCGGGACAUGGGAGAACACAGAGUCGUUUUGCCUGAUGACAUCCGUGACUUCAUCACUGGUCUUAAUAGGCCUCUUGGCUCCUCUUAUAUCCAUUAUGCAGAAUCUUCCAUGAAGAACGGUUUUGGCUUGAAGUAUUUGCACCGAUUUUUCAACAUUCCAUUCUUGCAGCUUCAGAGAGAGACCCUGUUACGACAGCUAGAGACUAAUCAGUUGGACAUCGAUGCCACGCUGGAAGAGCUAUCAGUUCAACAGGAGACAGAAGACCAGAAUUAUGAUAUUUUCCUGGAAAUGAACGACUCCCGUAGUAAAGGCUACAACUCUCCCGGCCCCGCUAACGGACAGAGUCCUUCCUCUGGCUCGCAAUCUCCCGUGGUUCCUCAAAGCGGAUGCUCCACCAGCAGCUCCAGCCCCUGUAGCCCUCAGCAGCCUCCCAUUCCCUCUCAGAAGUCUCCAUCCCCCUCUCCGUCCCCUCCUCCUCCUUCUCUCUCCACCAGCCAAGCUCCCCUAGUGUCUCCCUCCCCAUCCCCGUCCCCUGCUCACCCCGGCCCAGCCGUCUCUGCUGCUCAGGCUCAGGCUCCUGCUCCUCAAAGCCAGAAACGCAGCUUCAUCUCCAGGCUCUUUGGCUCCGUUUCCACCCAGGAUCCUCCAGCAGUUUCUCAGGAGCCAGAUCCAGUAUCUGAGGCGGCUCCGCCUACAGUGCAGAGUGUGGAUGAUUUUGUGCCAGACGAAGGGAUAGACAAAAGCUUCUUGGAGGACAGUCUCCCUUCCAACACAAGAGCGGCUAUGAACACCCAGCCGUCUGCUGCUGCGGGCACCGCAGAUAGUGACAGUGAUGGGGAAGGAAGAGAAGGCAAUCCUAUGGUUGCUGGCUUCCAGGAUGAUUUGGACCCUGAUGAUGCAGAAAUAAAGCCCAAAGCUUCUAUUUCAAGUAAAGGCUUGGAUAUCACCCUCUCCAGCGACGAGGAGGGUCCAAGACCUUCUGUUGCUCAGGAUGAAGACCUGGACCCUCAAACUCACCUGGUGACUCUGGAUUCAUUAUCACUGGAGGACAAUCCAAAACCUGUCGGCAAAGAGCCAACGAUCCAAACCCAGGAGAUCAUCCAGGAGAUCAGCAGUCAGAAAGCGGAGACUUCAAUUCUUACUCCCACUCCGUUACACACUACUCCAGCUCUGCAGAUGCCAUCCACACAUCCUCAAGAGCAGGCUGUAAAAGCCAAACCUAGUUCAGCUCAGGCAGAAUCCUCUGACUCAGACCCAGACGUACCUGUGGCCACACAGAUGCUCUCGUUUGUCAUGGACGACCCUGACUUUGACAGCGAGGAGGAAGUCGUCCAGAAAGUCAGUCAGGAAUCGUUCCCAGUUAGAGAUGAUCUUCCUGAUUUAUCUGAUGAUGAUAUCACUGCAGCUAAAAUCCCGGAGCCAAUAAAGCCUACUGUACUCUCCUUCAAAAGUAAAAACGACGGUGACCUCUUUGGCCUGGGAAUCGAGGAAAAGUCGAUCAAAAGCAAAGACAGCAGUGAUGAACAAGAUGAAAACAAGCAUUCAAAGGAAAAGAAGAAAAAGAAAAAGAGGAGUAAAGAGGAUGAUGACAAAAGCAGCAAGAAGAAACACAAGCACAAGAAAAAGGAAAGGGAUGAGGCAGGUGGGGCCUCGGAUGAAAAGGAGAAGAGGAAGAGAAAGUCACGAAGCAAGAAAACAGACGAUCUUGAAGCUUUUCUGGGCGGAGAAGAAGAAGCUUCAGCAAAAAGAGAAGAGGGUGAUUAUGAGGAACUGUAACACUCCACUUUUCUGAACGAAUUCACGCAUUGGUACCACAUGCUUGAGUUUUUUGAAAGAGAAAAUAAAUGCUUUCUUUAGCAGCCCAGCAUAUGACAAUACCAUACAAUCCGAUCGAGAGGUCAGGAAAUGCUUUCAUACUGGUUUUCCAUUUGCCACAAACACUUUCUUUCCCAGGAAAAUUGGGAACGCUGCUGUAGUUCACACUUUCAAACUGCAAUAAAUGGAAAAGCCAUGCAAAACUCCUACAGCCUGCAUGUGUAAUUUGACAAUUGUACUUUGUUUAUCAGAUCGAAACGGACCAUUUUCACUCAAAACAUUUGUGUUUUCAGAAUGUUUACAUGCUCGCUUUUUAUAUGGUUGCAAUAUUAUUGUUUGGUCACCAUCGCAUACAUGAACGACUACCACUCGAACACCAUGUUUCUCGAUGAUUUAAUGGUUUUAUUAGUUGCCUUGUGUAUGUGGAUGAAUUGGUAUUUAUGCUCUAUAGAUGUUCGAAGAGCUUGGCUUUGUGUAGUUUUUGCUGUGCGUUUAGUGUUUGAAAUGAAUAUACUGUAUUUCAUGCUUUUCCCAAAUUAUGUCAAGAAAAAUAUUUUAGGAAUGUAACUUUUUUUUCAUCAUAGCAGAGGAGUUAUUAUAAGACGUAAAUAAUUUCCCAUUCUUUAAAUUGGGACAUGCCUUAAAGGAAACUACGGUAUAUGAUGAAAAUGCAACACUUGUGAAAAGAGUGGUGAAAACUAGAAUAUCUUAUCUACUGUGUAAUUAUGCAAAAAUUGCAUUUGACCUUUUUUAUUUUGUAAUUGUAUCAUUUAGAAUUUUUGCACUCCAUUGUGUUUGUCUACAUGACUGUUUCAUGCUGGUAAAUUACAAGAAAGGUCUACGAUGUAACUUAUUUUAAAAACAUUUUGCUUCGUUUUCAGAGAAAUCACUGUUGAAACUGCUGUUGCUCGAAAACUGAAUUCAAUACAAAAUACUAGAAUAUUUUUGCCA